AUGAUGCUCGGAGUAUUGGGCCUAGCCUGCUUAUACAGACGUGAUAAUGACAGCAAAAGAGCAAAUUAUCGCUUGCUUGCCGAUUUGUUCAGAUCGUGGAACCAAAGCAGGGUUCGCCUUUCCAAGGACGAUGAGGAAUUCAGCAUCGAGAGGGACAUCAAGAAAAUUGCUGGUAGAGCCCGACUGAGGCAGCGUGAGUAUUUCUCUCUGGAAUCCGUAAUGGAUGAGUUCCAGCUUUCUAAUGAGACACUACGGCGGCUGAUGUCGCACAUGAAUGAAUACAUGGACAGAGGACUCGAGGGCGGGCUGGAGAAGUCUACCAUCGCAAUGUUGCCUUCCUUCUUAGCAGAACUGCCGGAUGGCACAGAACGUGGUAAGUUCGUCGCUUUGGACCUGGGUGGUACGAAUUUGCGAGUGAUGACUAUGUACGUUGAACCUGGCAAAGAAAUGGAAACGGAGCAGUUCAACACCAGUGUACCAAAGGCAGCUAUGCAGGGCACCGGCGAACAGUUAUUCGAUUACAUCACGAAGGUGCUUGCUGAUUUCUUGGUCGAGAAGGGACUAGCCGAUGAAAACCUUCCACUUGGAUUCACUUUCUCCUACCCAUGUGAUCAGACGAGCAUAAGGGUUGCUACCUUGUCACGGUGGACAAAAGGCUUCACAGCAAGCGGCGUAAUUGGUGAAGAUGUCGUGAGAUUAUUGGAAGAAGCUAUCAAAAGAGAUGGGCGGAUCAAAGUUGAAGUGGUGGCAGUGCUUAAUGAUACCGUAGGAACAAUAGUGGCAGGUGCCUACGAAAUGAAAGGAAAAUGCGAUUUGGGAGUGAUUAUAGGAACAGGAACAAAUGCUUCGUACAUGGAGAAUACGGAAAGCAAUCACUCAUGGAUUAAAAAAGCAAGUGAGCCAUACCACCACAAGCAGAUGAUUAUCGACACCGAAUGGGGAGGUUUCGGUGAUAGAGGUGAAGCGGAGUAUAUACGAACGCAGUACGACAAGAUUGUCGAUAAGCGAUCCGAUCAUCCAGGGAACUACUGUUUCGAUAAGCUGGUUGCAGGCAAGUGUAUGGGAGAGGUUGUGCGGCUUGUGCUGGAGAAACUCUGUACACUCAAAGUGCUCUUCAAUGGGGAACGCUCAAACCUCUUGUAUACGGUCGGCUCAUUCCCGACGAAAUACAUUUCUGAAAUCCUUCGAGAUGACUGGGGAACAUACUCAAACACAAAGCAAAUCAUGGACGAGUUGGGCAUCGAGGACUACAGCUUCUCCGACAUUCUACUUUUCCGCGAAGUAUGUCUGGUCGUAUCACGACGAAGUGCAAAUCUUAUUGCUGCAGGUCAGUCGCUUCUCUUCACGUCAAUUAAAUUUUCCCCGGUUGUUGGGCCUAUGGGGAGCCUUCGUAAAUACAAGGAUAGAAAAGCAUUCCGCUCUCGAAGUGCACCCAGAAAGUUAGUUUGA
This is a messenger RNA of Cooperia oncophora, 1449 nucleotides long. The record is from the annotation of a GenBank genome assembly. Lineage: Eukaryota; Metazoa; Nematoda; Chromadorea; Rhabditida; Trichostrongylidae.